UUUUUUUAAAUAAAAUUUAAAAAACUUACCAAUAAAGAGUUUGAAAGGGUUUUCUUCCUGGUUUUCAGAAACUCUGCACUAAACCCUACACUGACUCUCCCACAACCAUGAAGCUCCUGAUUCAAUCAAUUUUUGGUCACCGGAGUCCACUACUUCGAGGGUUGAACCGCCGUUACUUCGCAGCCUCCACCGAGGAGUACGCCAAGCGAAAUUACGCUAAUAAUGUCUCAGAAUACAACACUGUUGUUGGCUCUAUCACUGCUCAACGCAGGCAUUUUCUACUGAGGGAUGUGUAUGAUGAUAUGAUGCUGGAUGGAAUACAGCCUACACGAGACACAUUCCAUUCGUUGAUCGUUGGGACUAUGAAAGGCUCUCGCUUGCAUGAUGCUUUCUACUUUAGAGAACAAAUGAAAGGCAUGGGUUUGGUUCCUGAUGUAAGAGAAACCUUUUUUUUUUCUUCUAAGUUAGACUUUGUUUCUUUUGAUUUAGAAUUGGUGAAUUCGAUGGUGGAGAGUGAGUGUAUGCUAUUCCUUUUCUUGUUUCUCAUGCGUCAGCUCUCUUUUCAUUUGAUUGAAGAUGACUGUGAGAAGUCUUCUGAAAGACUGCUUGUAUAUAUGCCAGACACCAAUUAUCUACUACAAUCUAUAUUGUCAAUUUUUACAGUCGUUGCUAAUUGUCCUGAUGAACUAACUCCCAAUAAUGACAUGCUGCUGGCGCUUUUGGUUAAGCUUUUGGAGGAAAUGAAGAUAUAUGAAGUGAAGCCAAAUGGACAAACCUAUGUCUGCCUACUUAACGCUUGUGCAGCAGCUGGUCGAUUGGAUCGAGUUCGUGCAAUUGUCCGUGAUAUGACUGCUGCUGGCGCUGGUUUGAACAAGUUCUGCUAUGCAGGACUGAUCACUGUACAUAUGAACAAGACACCGGUGUCAGAUGAUACAGCUACCAAAAUAAUCGAGUUUGUUGAGCAGUCAAAGGGAUGGUCAUCUGCUGACUCAUCAAACUACAAUGCUGAAAAUGUGAUGAUGGGUGUUACUGAAGAGGAAUUGUACAAUUUACCUACAGCUGAUUAUGUCAAUAGGCGUGGAGGAUUCUUGACCCGGCAACUAACUGUAUAUCAUGUUGCGCUUCAUGCUUGUGCAGAACUUAGGAAUGUUCAAGCAAUGGAAACUCUUUUAGAAAUGCUUAAGAAGGAUGGAAAGUAUCCUGAUGUCUUCAUUGUGAUGCAAACAAUGAGGUGUUAUUUACGUUCUGGAGACAUUGAUAAUGGUCUUAGAACUUUUGAAGAAUACAUGAAUUCUGGGAAAACUCCUGCAAUAGAACUAUACACAACACUUGUCGAUGGAGCAAUGAUAGGCUAUACUCCCAAGGGAAUGCAAAUUGCUCAAGACACACUGGUAAAUAUGAAUUCCAGAAACUUUUUCUUGAGUCCUAAACUAGGAAGUGAUCUACUCCUUGUAGCAGCUGGUGAAAAGACUGGUGGAUAUACGACAGCUAAUUAUAUAUGGGACUUGAUGCAAGCUCGUAAAAUAACCCCUUCAUUUCCAGCCGUGGAAGCAUAUUAUAAUGGGCUAAAAGAACGCGAGAUACCUUCAGAUGAUCCUCGGCUGUUACUAGUUUCCCGUACUUACGAUAACCUACGCCUGAGAAUUGGAGGUGGACAACGACAAUAAUUUGUUAGAUAAGGAACAGAAUGAUGAUGAUGAUCCUAUCUGUAUCAAACGGAAAUGCCAUUUGGAGUGACAAUAGAACUUCAAGAGAGGCUUUGGUAGUCGAGAUACGACAUAUGAAGUGAUGUUCGGAGCAUAUUGGGAUCUUUUUAUGUCUUGAAAUUUUGAUGCUUUUGUAAUCUGGUUAUUACUUUGCUGUUCCAUUAAUUAAAUAAUUGAAACAGAGAAAAAUAAAUGUUUUCUAUCCUCUUGCUGGUAAUUAAACAGACGAAUAAACUCAUUAGUCCGAUAUGUGGGUAAUGUUUUUUGUUGUAUGCUUUAAAAAUUAAAUGAGAUAAAGCAGGGAAUGAGAAUUGUUUGCCAA
Jatropha curcas is the source of this 2028-nucleotide messenger RNA. The record is from RefSeq and is a predicted model, not a curated record. Lineage: Eukaryota; Viridiplantae; Streptophyta; Magnoliopsida; Malpighiales; Euphorbiaceae.